Eubalaena glacialis (North Atlantic right whale) is the source of this 5100-nucleotide messenger RNA. RefSeq names its product immunoglobulin like domain containing receptor 2 (gene ILDR2). Gene Ontology annotation, cellular component: membrane. Gene Ontology annotation, biological process: pancreas development. The record is from RefSeq and is a predicted model, not a curated record. Bases 148 to 2067 code for a protein of 639 amino acids. The transcript is spliced from 10 exons. Lineage: Eukaryota; Metazoa; Chordata; Mammalia; Artiodactyla; Balaenidae.
CGGCCCGGGCGGCGGGCGGCGGCGCCCAGGGACGCCGGGGGCCCGCUCGCGCCCGCCGUCGCCUCCGCCGCUCGGUUACCUCGAUCCUCCCGUCUCUGUCGCUUCCCACUUCCCUCACUCCUUAAUCUGGAUGGGAAGUUGGGGAAAAUGGACAGGGUCGUGCUGGCGUGGGUUGCUCUCUUCUGGCUAACAGCCAUAGCUGGAGGCCUUCAGGUCACAGUGCCCGACAAGAAGAAGGUGGCCAUGCUCUUCCAGCCCACUGUGCUUCGCUGCCACUUCUCCACGUCUUCACAUCAGCCUGCAGUCGUGCAGUGGAAAUUCAAGUCCUACUGCCAGGAUCGCAUGGGGGAAUCCUUGGGCAUGUCCUCUCCCCGGGCCCAAUCUCUCAGCAAAAGAAACCUGGAAUGGGACCCCUACUUGGAUUGUUUAGACAGUAGGAGGACUGUUCGAGUGGUAGCUUCCAAACAGGGCUCAACCGUGACCCUGGGAGAUUUCUACAGGGGCAGAGAGAUCACAAUUGUUCAUGAUGCAGAUCUUCAAAUUGGAAAACUCAUGUGGGGAGACAGCGGACUCUAUUACUGUAUCAUCACCACCCCUGAUGACCUGGAGGGCAAGAACGAGGACUCGGUGGAACUGCUGGUGUUGGGCAGGACAGGGCUGCUUGCUGAUCUCUUGCCCAGUUUUGCUGUGGAGAUUAUGCCAGAGUGGGUGUUUGUUGGCCUGGUGAUCCUGGGAGUCUUCCUCUUCUUCGUCCUGGUGGGGAUCUGCUGGUGCCAGUGCUGCCCUCACAGCUGCUGUUGCUACAUCCGCUGCCCCUGUUGCCCAGAUUCCUGCUGCUGCCCGCAGGCCUUGUAUGAAGCAGGGAAAGCAGCAAAGGCCGGGUACCCUCCCUCUGUCUCCGGUGUCCCCGGCCCUUACUCCAUCCCCUCUGUCCCCUUGGGAGGAGCCCCCGCAUCUGGCGUGCUGAUGGACAAGCCGCAUCCACCUCCCCUGGCACCAAGUGACUCCACUGGAGGAAGCCACAGUGUUCGCAAAGGUUACCGGAUCCAAGCUGACAAAGAGAGAGACUCCAUGAAGGUCCUAUACUAUGUCGAGAAGGAGCUGGCUCAGUUUGAUCCAGCCAGAAGGAUGAGAGGCAGAUAUAACAACACCAUCUCGGAACUCAGCUCCCUGCAUGAGGAAGACAGCAGUUUCCGCCAGUCUUACCAUCAGAUGCGAAGCAAACAGUUCCCUGUGUCUGGGGACUUGGAGAGCAAUCCUGACUACUGGUCAGGCGUCAUGCGAGGCAGCAGCGGGGCAAGCCGGGGGCCCUCGGCCAUGGAGUAUAACAAAGAGGAUCUGGAGAGCUUCAGGCACAGCCAGCAGCGCUCCAAAUCCGAGAUGCUGUCGCGGAAGAACUUCGCCACCGGGGUACCGGCCGUCUCCAUGGACGAGCUGGCGGCCUUCGCUGACUCCUACGGCCCGCGGUCCCGCAGGGCGGACGGCAACAACCAUGAGGCCCGGGGCGGGAGCCGCUUCGAGCGCUCAGAGGCGCGGGCGCACGGGGGCUUCUACCAGGACGGCUCGCUGGAGGAGUACUACGGACAGCGGAGCCGCAGCCGGGAGCCCCUGACCGACGCGGACCGCGGCUGGUCCUACAGCCCCCCGCGCCGGCGGCCGCCCGACGACGCACACCUGCCCCGCCUGGUGAGCCGCACGCCGGGCGCCGCGCCCAAGUACGACCACUCGUUCCGGGGCGCCGGGGUGGAGCGGCAGGCGCUGCCCGAGGGCGCCAGCCGCGGCGGCAGCCUCGAGACGCCGUCCAAGCUGAGCGCGCAGCUCGGCCCGCGCAGCGCCUCCUACUACGCCUGGUCGCCGCCGUCCACCUACAAGGAGGGAACGCCGCAGGGCGAAGAGGAGGACGCGCCCGACGACGCGCUGCCUCCCUACAGCGAGCUCGAGCUCAGCCGGGGCCCGUCCUACCGCGGCCGUGACCUGCCCUACCACAGCAACUCGGAGAAGAAGAGGAAGAAGGAACCCGCCAAGAAGACGAGUGACUUUCCAACCAGGAUGUCCCUUGUGGUCUGAUGUUUGUUUUCAAGACAACUCUCUGGAUGACUAGAAAUCAGAAGCAGAAAACGGGAACAAGACACAAAUCCAAGAAGCAGCAGGCCCGGGACCUUCUCUGGCCACCACCUUGGAAGAUUUGCUGAUCUUUGCUUUGGCAAGGGAUGGGGGGCAGCCUUUAAGGGAGGCUGAUUCCAAACCUCAGUGCCCAUCUAACUAGUUUGAGAAGCUCAUCAAGAAAACAACUACGUGUGAGCACAUUCCCACACAUGGAGUUUCUCACCCACAGAUUCAUCCUGCCCAAUCUCCUUCCUUAGCCAAACCAGGACUCCUUUUCCAAUUCUGAAAGGGAGUUAGCUCUGGACUGCUAACUUUCAGAUAAUGCCUAUGCCGACAGUCUGCUUUUCUAUACCUCCUGUGCUGUGCUUAGAGACAGAAUUGAUUACUACUAUUAGAAGGGAUUCACUGACAGCGGAAGAUAGCUUCAGACAAAAUAUACCUUUUAGCCCCAUUACCUCCCAGUCACUAGUCAUUGACUGUUGUUACACUGAAAUCAGGCCUGUGGUGAGCUCAGUGACAGUGACCUGUGGGACAGUCACAGAAAUGACUUCAGUGUACUGUUCUGAAUGACAGUUCUUGAGUGGCUGGAACAAAGCAAGAGCUGUCAAAGUGGUAUUUCUUCUUCCAUCCUGUGAACAUAAACUGCUUUUUCUCUUUUGGCACAGCGACGUCUGAGUCUUGGACAUCAAGGGCUCUCCCUGUCCUCCCCUCUCCUGGACUCUCCACAGGUUGGUGCCACACGCAGAGCCCUGCCUCCAUCUGCACUCUGAUUAGGUUGUCAUCAGGUGCCUUUUGAUAAAUGAUUAAAAUAUACACAUGAAAGAGAAGAGGGAGAAAAAGAGGAGAAGACAGUAAUGCAAAAUAGAGAAGAAUGAGAAGGAAUCUAAGAAGAAAAGAAUAUAUUGUCUCAUUAUAAUUUGAAUAUGGGCCAUUUCCCCCACAGACUCCACUGGAUCUUCUGUGUGUUUUAUACUUCGUUUAUCAUGAGUUGUUCCUGCCAUCCCAGCUUCGUCAUUCCAGGACACCUGAGUGUGGAACAGGCAUCCCUGGGCCUCACCAGGCUGCCACUCUAGAUGCUCUUGGGAGAUGAGAGAUAUUACUUUCUCAGGAAGGAGCACUUCCUAUUCCCACCCUUGCCUAAAUGAUAGAUUUUGCCUAAAUCCCAAAGCUAGAUCUCUCUGGAUUUUCUAAUUUGUAUAGAGUGUGAAAAAUGGCCACUCUUCCCUUCUCAUCAAGAGGUGCAGUCUGUUUCUCAACCCCUUGAAUCUGGGACCGGCCAUGUGAUUUGAUUUGGCCAGUGGCCCAAUAACAGAUGUGACACAAACAGAGACUUGACAAGUUCUUGUGCAUGGGGCUUGUCCUCUCUUGCUGCUCUUGGGAAACUUGCAGUCACCACCAGGUGAAUGAGCCUGGGCUAGCGUGCUGCAUGAUGAGAGAAAGGGGCCCAGUUACCCCCAUCACCCUAACUGGCAGCCUAUCAACUCUCAACUGAUUGCAAACACACGAGGGAGCCCAGCCAAGACCAACAGAAGAACUGCCUACCUGAGCCCAGCCCAAAUUGCUGAUUCCUACUCAAGGCAUGAGAAGUUGGUGCACUCUUUAAAUGUUCAUUUCUCUUCAAGGAAAAACUGGGUUUUUCUUCUUGUCUGAAUGUUUAGCCCUAAAACCCUGACUCCAUCUAACCUUAGGGAUCUCUCAGUCUCCACUUUCUUUGACAGACUUUUGUCAAAGCUUUUCGUUCCACACUGUUAUGGUGGGAUACAUGGUUGGGUCAAAUCACUGGGGGACAAUGAUGCUUGGCGCUAUCCCUCUACUCCCAGCAGUGGUCCAUCCUCUAUCUAUGGAUCCAUGGACAACCUCUGAAAAAGGCUUCUUCUUCAGCAUCUCCUUGCUCUCUCCAGAACCGUCUGACUGGAGCUAGGCCCUUUUCUCAGAGUACCAUUCCUCUGGUAUCCAUUUAAUUCAUGGCAUUUCCAAACCAGUCCUAUGUGUGCAAUGAAAUAAAGAAGUGGCUAGGUGAGGGUCAGAAGGAUGAGUUGAUAUCAUUGCCUGGGGGAGAACUGGCCUGCCAAAGGACUUCACAGUGGCCUUGGCCUGUGUGAGUGGAACCAGGAGAACAGUUCAGCCCAGUGCUGGCACUUCCAAGGGCUGGAAGACACAAGCCAUAACCCUGGUGCUGAGUUUUAGACUUGCUGGUGUCCCUGGCCUCUGAAAGCUUUAGGUCUAGUCUGUCUUUUUGGGCCCCGAUUCCGAUGGUAAAGAUGAUUAAAACAUCAUUUCUUAGUCACCAGCUUUGGAUUUCCACUUGCUCAGGCCAUUUUAGAGAAUCUUGGGUAGCUGCAGUAGCUAUUAUCUCAUUAUACUGAGCACUGUGUCAGGCUAUUCACCACCAAAGAGCCCCAUAGCACCAGCUGCAGAGACCAAAAAUACUGCUUUUAUUAGUCAGGGGCAUGUAUGAUUUUGGUGAAGGUUGAAGGGAGCCAUGGGAAAGAAUUAUUAAAAUUGGAAACCUGCAGUCCCCAAACAACAGAACUACAGACAGACAAUAAAAAAUACAAAGAUGAUAACAGGCUACUGAAAUAACCUGGGGAGAUGGGACCAGGUUGUCCUCCGAAGGGCUGCAUAAAUCACUCGGACCUCCAGGCCUCCAGUCAAGAGAGAAAACAGUCAUUUCUGGGUAUGUGGACAGGAGAUAAGGUUGACUGGACAAGUAAAGGCAAAGCUGGCCAUCCUCGGCACCCCAGCUUUUCUCAACACAUCCUUCUGUUUCUUCUCCCCUAAGUAGCCUGUCCUGCAUAGGAAGUGCUUAUACAUGUGAGCUUCCUUCCUAGGUGUUACUGGGGGUACAAGAUAAGACUUGGUCUCCGUCCAUGGGGACCCUGCCAUUGAAUAGGGGGAAUAAGACAUGCCCAAGAAAGAACUGGGAGAUUUUAUGCAUAUAAUAUGAAAUAUUGCUAUGGAUAAAUUACAACAAACCCAGAGAAUUAAAGGUUU